CCCAGAGGUGUCCAUUCAAGUUCCACCCAUCGGCACCGGCGCAGACCGAUCGGCGCACGGAGCGUGACUCUGGUCCGGGUAUAUAAAGCUCCUGAGCUUUCUUGUCCGGGUAUAUAAGGCUCCUGAGCUCUUUGGUCCGGGUAUAUAAGGCUCCUGAUCUGGAGGAACUCAAGCUUGGCUCGGUUCUCUAAAGGACAGCACCGCAUACUGCCUGGCACGGAGGCGACUGGGCUGGAGCUCACACCACCAUUUAAGAUUCCUGUCGCUCUCCUGACAUGACGCUCAAUGCCCUUGGCGCCACCGUGAUUCUGCUCGUUGCCUUCUUCCCGCGCUAUGAAUGUAGGGCUCUCGAGCGCGCAGGCGUGCCCGCGUCGCCGAACCCCGAGUCCACGCAACCGCAGCCCCUGCGCGUCCUCACGCGCCUCGGGGAGGAGUACUCCGUCCAUCUGGCCGACCCGAGCUAUGUGUCCCUCGGGUCCCCGUGGAUGAUGCUGCCCGGCCGAGCCGACCCCUUGCAUACCCGGGCUCUGCGCCUCCAGCUGUCGCGUCUCUUGGAGCGGAAGUUUGGGAACAUCAGGGCGCUGACGGCCGGCCUGGAGACCCGGCCGGACGAGGAGAUGGAGCGGGCGAGGCGGUCCGAGGACCCGCCGAUCUCCCUGGACCUGACUUUCCACCUGCUGCGGGAGAUGAUGGAGAUGUCCCGGGCGGAACAGCUGGCUGUGCAGGCGCAGAACAACAGACGCAUGAUGGAACUCUUCGGGAAGUGAAGGCUGGAUGCCCGCCUCCGAUUAUAUUUUAUUAUUUUUUCGUGUCACCGUUCUCUAAUCUGAAGAAUUGAUUUGAAAGCUUUUACCCUGAAACCCUGAAAGUGAGGAGAUAGCGAGGAGAGCUGGAGAUGGAGACGCAGGUUGUAGGUUCGAAACCCCCUCGGUUGUGUUGUUGGUGUACCGGAGCGUACGAAGAUUAUUCUCUUUUAAGUGAAAUGUGACCUGGUCAAUAUACUACAUAUCGCAUUUGAUUAAACCAAUAUUUCAAUGUAUUUGUUAUUUAAGUUUGUAAAUAAAAAGACAAGCAUCCA
Messenger RNA from Gadus morhua (Atlantic cod), 1078 nucleotides. RefSeq names its product corticoliberin. Gene Ontology annotation, cellular component: extracellular region. The transcript is spliced from 2 exons. NCBI's taxonomy places the organism in Eukaryota, Metazoa, Chordata, Actinopteri, Gadiformes, Gadidae. The record is from RefSeq and is a predicted model, not a curated record. The coding region runs from base 276 to 767 and encodes 163 amino acids. Gene Ontology annotation, molecular function: hormone activity.